AUGACAGACACAAACACGAUGGCGGUGGGCAGCGGUGAAGGAAGGGACGGGGACCACUCCCCACCGGACUCUCAAGAGCCCGUGAAAACCAUGAGACCCAAAGAUACCGCCUGGUUCCAGCAACGGAUAAAAGCAUGGAGCCCUCUAAUCACCGCUCCCUGGACGAUCCCCAUCUUCUUCAUCCUCGCGACCAUCUUCGCCCCCAUCGGCGGCCUCAUCCUCUUCGCCUCCUCCCAGGUCCAGGAGCUCACAAUCGACUACACAAACUGCCUGACCAGCGCCAACGACACAAUGUCCCCCAUCCCGCGCAGCUCCUUCAGCACCUACUUCCACACGCCCCUCACCCCCGCGGAUCUAGAGACCUACAGAUGGCGCUCCACCCCCGCUACCAAGACCUGCACGCUGCAGUUCACCAUCCCGUCCAACUUCACCCCUCCGGUGCUCUUUAGAUACAAGCUAUCAAACAUGCACACCAACCACCGGCGCUUCGUCAUGUCCCUCGACCGCGCGCAGCUCAUGGGCGAAGCCCGCACACUCGACGAACUCCGGAGCUAUUCAGACACCACCAACCUCCGCUGCAACCCCCUCUACGGAAACAGCGAGGGCAUCCCCUACUACCCGUGCGGCGAGAUCGCAAACUCCAUGUUCAACGACACCUUCCACGCGCCCGUGCGGCCCUCGGACGGCCACACCUACCCCGUCACCUCGCGCGGCAUCGCCUGGCCGCAGGACCGCGCGCUCUACCGCCCCACCACCUACGCGCCCAGCGACGUCGUGCCGCCCCCCUUCUGGGAGGAGUCGUUUCCGCAGGGCUACAACAGCAGCAACAUGCCGAACCUGCAGGACUGGGAGGAGUUCCACGUGUGGAUGCGGCCCGUGGGGCUGGCAAAGUUCAGCCGGAUGGCCAAGCGCAACGACGCGGACGUGCUGGGCGCGGGCGUGUGGCAGAUGAACAUCACGUCGCGCUUCAGCACGCAAGGGUAUAACGGGCGCAAGGCGCUGGUGGUGUCGACGAGCAGCGUGAUGGGCGGGAGGGGCCCGCAGCUGGGGUGGGCCUAUGUGGUUGUCGCGGUGGUGUGUGCCGUGCUGGGCGUGGGGAUGACGGCGAGGGUGGCGGGGGCGCCGAGGCAAUUGGGCGAUCCGGCGUAUUUGUCGUGGAAUAAGCCCGACUACUUUGUAGUCAAGAGCAGCGACGAGUGCGGGUCGCUGUGGGAAAAGUGGGUCAAUUAUUGUCACCGGAAUGGCUUUCCUUGA
Morchella sextelata is the source of this 1254-nucleotide messenger RNA. RefSeq lists its product as uncharacterized. The transcript is spliced from 4 exons. Gene Ontology annotation, cellular component: Golgi apparatus; endoplasmic reticulum; plasma membrane. Bases 1 to 1254 code for a protein of 417 amino acids. The record is from RefSeq and is a predicted model, not a curated record. Lineage: Eukaryota; Fungi; Ascomycota; Pezizomycetes; Pezizales; Morchellaceae.